AUGACCUUCUGCUUCGUUCUAUUUCCGGUACAGCGAGUUUGUGCACUCAAGGGAGACUACUACGUUGAUGGCGGCGGUCUGGCUAGCCACUACAGAACUGCUGAGUUCCACUUCCACUGGGGCGGUGACAGCUCACAGGGAUCGGAGCACGCCAUUAACGGGAUGAAGUAUCCUCUGGAAAUGCACGUCGUCAACUACGCUGAAAAGUACGGCAACCUGUCCGAGGCUAUGAAACAUCCAGACGGACUAGCAGUGCUUGGGGUUUUCUUCAAGGUGUCGGAGCGGGAUAAUCCCAGUCUACAACCGAUUAUGUCUGCUCUGAGGAACAUCAUCCACUAUGGUAGCUAUGAGGUGGUCAACAACUGUUCAGUACGGGCCUUACUACCCAAAGACCUGGCGUCCUUCUACCGGUACGAGGGCAGCUUGACCACUCCACCCUGCCAUGAGAGUGUGUUGUGGACAGUGUUCACCGAGGUUCAGGAGGUGUCCGAGAGACAGGCUCGAAGUAUAACGGACCAGCCCGGGGGUGGUGUGGCUGUUCACUACAACAAGGCCCCGACCCGAAAUCGCUGGACCCCAAGCAACCACGGAUACGUGAGACCAAUCCAGCCUCCUUCCAGCUCUCGGGUCGUCUACCAACGACCGCCGCCAUCUUACCACUUCCGCUACCCAACGCCGUUGCAGCGACCUCCUCAAACGGUGUACCUCAACACUGCUCCCAAACCUGUGCGCGUCCAGAAACCCUACUUCUACAACUUCUAUUUCAACCGGAACAGCCCUGCACCGUCACGGUACUCCAUGUCCCCAGGGGGCUUUGGGGGAUUAGACUUUGGGGCUCUGGGGGAGCUGAAGAAACGGCGCAGGCGCAGUCAUCAAAACAUAUGGCCCGAAUGCAAGCGCUAA
This is a messenger RNA of Haliotis rubra (blacklip abalone), 903 nucleotides long. Its product is annotated as carbonic anhydrase 1-like. Gene Ontology annotation, molecular function: zinc ion binding; carbonate dehydratase activity. The record is from RefSeq and is a predicted model, not a curated record. The coding region runs from base 1 to 903 and encodes 300 amino acids. Lineage: Eukaryota; Metazoa; Mollusca; Gastropoda; Lepetellida; Haliotidae. Gene Ontology annotation, cellular component: plasma membrane. The transcript has 5 exons.